This is a messenger RNA of Tarenaya hassleriana, 1060 nucleotides long. Its product is annotated as E3 ubiquitin-protein ligase RNF170. The transcript has 5 exons. Gene Ontology annotation, molecular function: ubiquitin protein ligase activity. The record is from RefSeq and is a predicted model, not a curated record. Bases 79 to 831 code for a protein of 250 amino acids. NCBI's taxonomy places the organism in Eukaryota, Viridiplantae, Streptophyta, Magnoliopsida, Brassicales, Cleomaceae.
GAAGAGGCAAAGAGGGGAAGAUGAGAGAUUCUGAACUACCUUUCUUCUAGGUUGAGCACACGAAGAGCACCGACGCUUAUGGAGGUAUCAGACGACGCCGUAUCGGUGGAGGAAACCGUUGCGGUGAAGAACGAGGAGGAGAGAAGCCGGCGGAAACCUCCACCGAGCGCUGCCGCGGUCGGAGACGGAGUUGUGAUGGCGACGAAAUCGGAGAUGGAGACGGGGAACAGAGGAGACGGGAGAAGGGAGAACGAGACGCCGCCUGACGACGAUUGCUGCCCGAUCUGCUUCGGCUCCUUCACGAUUCCAUGUCGAGCGAAUUGUGGCCAUUGGUAUUGCGGCUCUUGCAUCCUGCAGUUCUGGAGCUACUCGACAGCAGCUAGGCCUUGCAAGUGCCCUAUGUGCGUACGCCAUAUCACCAAGUUGACGCCGGAAGCAUCCUUGCAACAGAGCCAGGAGCAAGAGGUUAAGGAAGUUCUCGCCAAGGUCCGGAGGUAUAACCGCCUCUUUGUUGGAGGUCUAACCGGCCUUAUCCAGAAGGUGCACGAGCUGCCUACGAUUAUGAAGAAAAUGAUAUGGAGCAUGAUGGAUCCCGAUAGAAACAAUUUGUAUCUUCAUGAAGUUCGCCUCUUUGCAUUGUUUAUGAGUAUCCUCUACACUGCCACCGAGUUCGACUUCAUUCCAACGGGGAGCCUAGGAAUCAUGAGGGUGUUCGACUAUGGUGCUGUUGCCUUGGUGAUAACCCUACGACUGGUCGGGAUAUUCCAGAGGCGGCGAAUGGCUCGGCGGGUGAGGAAUCUAGCCGCGGCCGCCGAACUCGAACAUCAAUGAAUGAGAUCAAAGGGAUGUGUGAUUUAAUCCUUAAUGUCUGUCCACAGGACUUUGCACAGUUUGGGAGUUCAAAGAAAAGACCAACGAAGAGAGUAGUGUAUAGUUGUACGGACGAUAUGUGUUGCGUGUUUUUUUUUUAAUAGCGAAAACGACGACGUUUUCCUGGAGCAAACGGUGUCGUUCCCUCCAUUAUUUUUACUUAAGGAAAAAUGUCUAAUUCGGUUUUCAA